GAUUGAUACUUCCUGUCUUCAUCCGUGUAGCACAGGCCUAACAAUGGCGUCCUGUAGUGUGACGUCUGCCACAGCCUUAGGAGAGGGACAGACACCGUCCCAGAAGAGAGAAGAGAGACUACUGAAAUUCAGAGACUUACAUUUGAAACGGAAUGAAGCCCGUAAGCUCAACCACCAGGAGGUUGUGGAGGAAGACAAGAGGCUGAAGCUCCCUGCCAACUGGGAGGCUAAGAAAGCCAGACUGGAGUGGGAGGUUGCUGAAGACGCAAAGAAAAAGGAAUGUGCUGACAAAGGAGAGGACUAUCACAGAGUGAAACUGCUUGAAAUCACAGCUGAUGAUGCAGAGCGCUUUGAGAGGAAGAAGAAGAAGAAGAACCCGGACCAAGGCUUUGCAGGUUAUGCCGAGGCCCAGUUCCGACAGUACCAGAGGCUCACCAAGCAGAUCCGACCUGACUUUGAAGGCUACGAGAAGCAGAGGGAGGAAUGCGGUGUGGACUUCCACCCCACGUCCAACAGCCUGAUCCACGGCACCCACGUCCCCUCAAAGGAUGGCAUUGACCGCAUGGUGGAUGAUGUUGAGAAACAGAUCGAGAAGCGGGCCAAGUACAGCAGACGCAGGGCCUACAACGACGACGCGGACAUCGACUACAUCAACGAGAGGAACGCCAAGUUCAACAAGAAGGCGGAGCGCUUCUACGGCAAAUACACAGCGGAGAUCAAACAAAACCUGGAGAGAGGCACAGCCGUCUAGAAGCUUCUGCAGCCAUAGUCUGGAGGCUUGGGUGCAUUUGUUUUUCAUGUAUUACAAGCCAACAAUACUCGUUGUUAUAUCAUUGCUAGAGCUGAGAAAGAAUGAAUGUGAUGUGUGGUGGUCCUUUGUAUGGUAUGGAGGUGAAAACAGCUGUUAUGAUUAAUCUUUUUAUUUUUAAAUAAACCACUGACAACUUA
Notothenia coriiceps (black rockcod) is the source of this 948-nucleotide messenger RNA. It is a transcript of the gene syf2, whose product is annotated as SYF2 pre-mRNA-splicing factor. Gene Ontology annotation, cellular component: catalytic step 2 spliceosome; Prp19 complex; post-mRNA release spliceosomal complex. The record is from RefSeq and is a predicted model, not a curated record. NCBI's taxonomy places the organism in Eukaryota, Metazoa, Chordata, Actinopteri, Perciformes, Nototheniidae. The transcript has 7 exons. Bases 44 to 751 code for a protein of 235 amino acids.